This is a messenger RNA of Pseudocercospora fijiensis CIRAD86, 2586 nucleotides long. RefSeq names its product glycosyltransferase family 39 protein. NCBI's taxonomy places the organism in Eukaryota, Fungi, Ascomycota, Dothideomycetes, Mycosphaerellales, Mycosphaerellaceae. Gene Ontology annotation, cellular component: endoplasmic reticulum; membrane. Gene Ontology annotation, molecular function: dolichyl-phosphate-mannose-protein mannosyltransferase activity. Gene Ontology annotation, biological process: protein O-linked glycosylation via mannose. The transcript has 3 exons. The record is from RefSeq and is a predicted model, not a curated record. Bases 15 to 2357 code for a protein of 780 amino acids.
GCGACUCGGCCAUCAUGUCGACACCUCAGAGCUCCAUGCGCCAACGCGGGCCCAAGGAUCGAUCACGCCCGCAAACGCCCAGUAAAGAGGCUUUGAAUGGCAAGAUUCACGAGACGUGGGACAGUGUCAAGAGCACGGCCAGAGAGGCGCAGAAGAGCGAUAUCGAUCACAAGAUUGCUUUCUCAAUCAUCACCAUUCUCGGCUUCCUGACGCGCUUCUGGGGCAUCUCGCAUCCAGACCAGGUUGUGUUCGACGAGGUGCAUUUCGGGAAGUUCGCAUCCUACUACCUCCAACGAAGCUACUUCUUCGAUGUCCAUCCCCCAUUCGGCAAGCUCCUGUUCGCGUUUGCAGGAUGGCUCGUUGGCUACGAUGGCAGCUUUCUCUUCGAAAACAUCGGCGACUCAUACAUCGAUAAUCACGUCCCUUACGUUGCAUACCGAGCGAUGCCCGCACUCAUGGGAGCUUUGACUGUCUCCGUCUCCUAUCUGAUCAUGUGGGAGUCUGGCUACAGCCUUCCCGCAUCCAUCCUCGCAGCCUCACUCGUCCUCUUCGAUAAUGCACACGUCGGCCAGACCAGGCUGAUUCUCCUUGACGCGACACUCGUCCUUUUCAUGGCACUGAGCGUGCUCUGCUAUAUCCGCUUUUACAAGCUACGACACGUUCCAUUCGGAAGGAAAUGGUGGAAGUGGCUGCUUCUCACUGGUAUCUGCAUGAGCUGCGUCAUUAGCACGAAAUACGUCGGAGCUUUCACAUUCUUCAGUAUCGGUGUACCCGUUCUGAUCGAUCUCUGGGAUCUGCUCGACGUCAACCGCAAGCAGGGAGCACUCUCUCUUCCAUUGUUCGGAAAGCAUCUCGCCGCGAGAGUUACUGGUCUGAUCGCCGUGCCAUUCCUGAUGUACCUUUUCUGGUUCCAGGUGCACUUUGCCAUUUUGUCAAGAUCUGGUCCAGGAGACGAUUUCAUGACUCCCGAGUUCCAGGAAACUCUUUCGGAUAAUUUGAUGGCGCAAAAGGCUAUUGGAAUCGACUUCUUUGAUGCCAUUUCCAUGCGUCACAAGGACACCAAGGUUUACCUGCACUCGCACCCUGACAGGUAUCCGCUGCGAUAUGAGGAUGGUCGUGUAUCUUCCCAAGGACAGCAGGUGACCGGAUACCCGCACAACGAUACAAACAACCUUUGGCAGAUCAUUCCAGCUCGUCCCAUGGACGGCCUGGGACAUCCUGUCAAGAACCACGACAUUGUACGUUUCAGACAUGUGGUUACCGAUACCUGGCUCUUGACCCACGAUGUCGCUUCGCCAUACUACCCAACGAACCAGGAGUUCACCACAGUGCCAGCCGACCAAGCCAAUGGCGAUCGCUUCAAUGACACAUGCUUUGAGAUCAAGAUUGACAAUGGCAAGGAUGGUCAGGAGUUUAGGACGCUGUCUUCGCACUUCAAGCUCAUCCAUGUCCCAACAAAGGUCGCCAUGUGGACUCACACCACUCCCCUGCCAGACUGGGCUUAUAAGCAAGCUGAGAUCAACGGCAACAAGAACGCUCUUCAACCUUCCAACACCUGGUAUGUUGAGGAUAUUCAAGGCAUUCCGGAAGACUCUCCUCGCCUUGUGAAGCAGGUACGAAAGCCGAAGAGCAUGCCAUUCCUCAAGAAAUACCUCGAGUUGCAGCGUGCCAUGUUCUAUCACAACAACGCCCUCACCUCCAGCCACCCAUACGCGUCGUUCCCCGUCCAAUGGCCUUUCCUGCUCCGAGGUGUGAGCUUCUGGACUGAAAGCGCGACCAAACGUCAAAUCUACUUCAUGGGUAACCCGAUCGGGUGGUGGUUUUCAUCAGCACUCUUAGCAGUCUUUGCAGGUAUUAUCUUCGCAGACCAGCUCUCUGUGCGCCGUGGCAUCGAUGCUCUCGACAGACGCACCCGAUCCCGCCUCUACAACAGCACAGGCUUCUUCUUCCUAAUCUGGGCAGCUCACUACUUCCCCUUCUUCAUCAUGGGCCGCCAACUCUUCCUCCACCACUACCUCCCAGCACACCUGGCCUCCUGCCUCGUCGCAGGCGCAAUCAUCGAAUUCAUCUUCAACAUCGAACCCCAAGAAGUCCAAAACCUCGUCUCAGGCCAACCAAUCGUCGACGGCAAAAAAGGAAGCAGAGCGCAGGCCGUUCAACGUUUCUCCAAGCCUAUCCGUGAAAGAAUUGCCGGUCAAACUCUCCUCGCUACAUGGGCAGCUACGGGUGUCGUGGUUUCUGUCGUGGUCUGGAGUUUUUGGUUUUUCAGUCCUUUGACCUAUGGAAAACCUGGAUUGAAUGUUGAUCAGGUUUUGGCCAGGAAGUGGUUGAAUUAUGAUUUCCAUUUUGCCAAGUAAAGGAAGAAGAGCAAUCGAUGGGGAUGCUGGAUGAGAGCAAAAACGACAGUUGUGGUGUGAUGAUUAUGGAGUCAAGUCAGUUGAGGGAAAGGCAUAUUCGGCGGCGUUUAGCGCGAAACGGCUGAACGGAUACGAUAAUAACAGCGAAACAACAGUAAGCUUUAAUAGAGUCUGAAACUAGGCAUUUCUCAAGUAGAGAAAACCGCACUGAAAAAAAACAUUAUUAAUU